Carlito syrichta (Philippine tarsier) is the source of this 2762-nucleotide messenger RNA. RefSeq names its product Ras related GTP binding C (gene RRAGC). The record is from RefSeq and is a predicted model, not a curated record. NCBI's taxonomy places the organism in Eukaryota, Metazoa, Chordata, Mammalia, Primates, Tarsiidae. The transcript is spliced from 7 exons. Gene Ontology annotation, cellular component: lysosome; nucleus; Gtr1-Gtr2 GTPase complex. The coding region runs from base 164 to 1363 and encodes 399 amino acids. Gene Ontology annotation, molecular function: GTP binding; GTPase activity. Gene Ontology annotation, biological process: cellular response to starvation; positive regulation of TOR signaling; cellular response to amino acid stimulus.
GGGCCUCGGCUCGGGGGCCUAUGAGGGCUGGGCGCUGGGGGGCGGGCCGGACGGUGGCGGCUGCCGGGGGCGGCGGCGGCAGCGGCGGCGGCGGACUAGGGAGGCGGCGGCCUGGCUUGGCCUGGCCUGUCAGGGCGCGGGCGGCGGCGGCGGCUCCAGCACCAUGUCCCUGCAGUACGGGGCGGAAGAGACGCCCCUCGCCGGCAGUUACGGCGCUGCCGAUUCGUUUCCAAAGGACUUCGGCUACGGCGUGGAGGAGGAGGAAGAGGAGGCAGCUGCGGCCGGCGGCGGGGUCGGGGCGGGGGCCGGCGGAGGCUGUGGUCCCGGGGGCGCUGACAGCUCCAAGCCGAGGAUUCUGCUCAUGGGGCUGCGGCGCAGCGGCAAGUCCUCCAUCCAGAAGGUGGUGUUUCAUAAGAUGUCACCCAACGAGACCCUCUUUUUGGAAAGUACCAACAAGAUUUAUAAAGAUGACAUUUCCAAUAGCUCCUUUGUGAAUUUCCAAAUAUGGGAUUUUCCUGGGCAAAUGGACUUUUUUGACCCAACGUUUGACUAUGAGAUGAUCUUCAGGGGAACAGGAGCAUUGAUAUAUGUUAUUGAUGCACAGGAUGACUACAUGGAGGCUUUAACAAGACUUCACAUUACUGUUUCUAAAGCCUACAAAGUUAACCCAGACAUGAAUUUUGAGGUUUUUAUUCACAAAGUUGAUGGUCUGUCUGAUGAUCACAAAAUAGAAACACAGAGGGACAUUCAUCAAAGGGCCAAUGAUGACCUUGCAGAUGCUGGGCUAGAAAAACUCCAUCUUAGCUUUUAUUUGACUAGUAUCUAUGACCAUUCAAUAUUUGAAGCUUUUAGUAAGGUGGUGCAGAAACUCAUUCCACAACUACCGACCUUGGAAAACCUAUUAAAUAUCUUUAUAUCAAAUUCAGGUAUUGAAAAAGCUUUUCUCUUUGAUGUUGUCAGCAAAAUCUACAUUGCAACAGACAGUUCCCCUGUGGAUAUGCAAUCUUACGAGCUUUGCUGUGACAUGAUUGAUGUUGUAAUUGACGUGUCUUGUAUAUAUGGGUUAAAGGAAGAUGGAAGUGGAAGUGCUUAUGACAAAGAAUCUAUGGCAAUUAUCAAGCUGAAUAAUACAACUGUCCUUUAUUUAAAGGAGGUGACUAAAUUUUUGGCACUGGUCUGUAUUCUUAGGGAAGAGAGUUUUGAACGAAAAGGUUUAAUAGACUACAACUUUCACUGUUUCCGAAAAGCUAUUCAUGAGGUUUUUGAGGUGGGUGUGACUUCUCACAGGAGCUGUGGUCAUCAGACCAGUGCCCCCAGCCUGAAAGCCUUGACACAUAAUGGCACGCCGCGAAAUGCCAUCUAGUGCGAAAUGCCAUCUAGUCUGAAUCCUAGCGUCGGGGCUCUGUGCCAGCUUACUCUUCACUCCAGGGUCAGAUGCCACAUGCUACAGGACAUGGGAGCUGCUGCUUGUGGGAAUCUGGUGCCUGUCCCACAGGAGACAAGGGGUAGAGUUUCUCAUUUGGAUGAAAGCCCCUUCAACCAGUGGUGUACAACUGAAACUACAAUUUCUUUUUUGAAAAAUGGCAAAAAAAAAAAAAAAGAACCUAGAGACCACAGAACUCAAGUGUGUCUUUCUCCUCUUUUGGGUCCUACUUUAAGUAGUUGGGAUAUUUUGGACUUGGAGAUAACACCAGUUACCCAUCCUUACCAGGGAAUGUUGCUGUCAAUUCCAGUUGAAAAUAAUAGAAAAACUGAAUUUUUAUAUGCUUCACGUAGGCUUUCAUUUGAGUAGUCUCUAAAAAUCCUGCCUUGCUUAAGUUCUAACACUGCCUCUCAGAUUUCGAUUUUGGACGUUGCACAUCUAAGACCUUUUAAAUGCAUUUGCUUGCUAACUCAGAAGAGACACAGUCUGACUGCAGCAAAAGACAUUCCUGCAUUUGUUAUUGAAGAAAUAAGAGAAAAUUUUAUGCUGCAUCAGGUGGAGAGCAAGGCUCAACAGUGGCUGCAUUAGUACCCUUGGGAUGUGUUCAGAAAAGAACUUUGAAACAGAAGAAAAAUGUGUGCACCUAUGUUUUGGGUACCAAAUGCCUGCAUUCUGUCUCCUGCAUUAGAGAAAUGAUCAUGCUCAAUGUAACAAAGGGAAUGUAAAAAACUUGUUUUUCCCAUAGUGCCCUUCUAGGGGGGAAACUCAUUAUGUCACUGAAAUAGCUCACUUUUCUUUAAUCUUGAUAUCAACCUUUACAUACCUUUUAUUCUAUGCUGUUUAGAUUGUUUAUUGCGGUCUGUUGACCAUGAGUGGCCCUAAGGCACUGUUGGACUGUCCCCUGGGAGUUGGAGAGAGCAUGUGGUGCCGCAACGUGUGUGUUAUUUUACAUACUUUGUCUCCAGUAUUCUGACACCAGGUGUCAACUGUGGUACUUUCUUUGGCUAGGAUAUUAAUGAGUAAUUGUUGCUUUUUGUUGGUGGUUGAUACCCUAUCCAUUGAUUUAAACUUACACAUUAUUUUUAUUCCACAUGCCCAAUAGUCAUCUAUUCCAAAGCCACUGGACCACUUGAGUACAUAAGUGCCACUGUUUAAUGCAAUAUGUAUUUUCAGGUCUGUAACCUAACAGUGUGACUUGAGUGCUUCCUGCAGAUGAUUCUGACUGUUGAGUAUUUACAUGGACCAUGGUGAUAUCCAAAAGAAAAAUGCUUUUAUAUUUAUAGAUUAUUUCAUUGAACUAUAUAUAAAAUGGGUAUCAAUAAAUGUAUUUACUCCAAAA